UCCAGGAAACCAUACUAUUUUAUUAUUGUGACAGUAACAUUCAUAACUUUUUAUUGUGUACAUACUAGAUAUAAUUACCAACCAACGGUAGAUACUUCCGUAAUAAAUAAUAAUAUCACCCAUCAUUAUAUAAAAGAAACAAGAAAGGAUGCAAUCAAAAAAGUUGAUCUAGAAAUGAAAUACAUACUUCUAUGGACAAACCCACAGAAUUCCCCUUUCAUAUAUUUUGGUGAAGGAAGUGCAGUGUUUGAAAACAAAACGUGUCAAUGGAAAAAUUGUUACGUUACUGGAAACAGGAAUUAUUUAGGAGACUAUAGCGAAUUUGAUGUCAUUGUUUUCAAUGGACCGCAAUUGUUGCCACUAGUAAAUUUGUAUGACCUACCAAAGAAACGUUUUGUAACUCAAAAGUACGUGUACGCCAAUAUAGAAUCUGCCGCAAUAUAUCCUAUUUGUUCAGAUAGAUGGAAUAAUUUUUUUAAUUGGACUUGGACUUAUAGACUCGAUUCCGAUUCUGUAUGGGGGUAUAUCUCAGUAAAGAAUGCAACCGGACAUGUAAUAGGACCAAAAGAAGUGAUGAACUGGAUAAAUCUGUCUGAUAUGGAUGACAUUGAUGAAAAUUUGAAGUUAAAGUUGAAAAGUAAGAAAAAACUGGUUGCAUGGUUUGUUUCUAAUUGCGAUACUUUGAGUUUAAGAGAGGAAUAUGUAAAAGAUGUGCAACAAGAAUUACAGAAAUAUAAUUUAGAUGUCGACAUAUUUGGCAGUUGUGGAAAACACCAAUGUCCUCGGGAUAUAAUGCCCCGAUGUCUUGAUGUUUUAAAAAGAGAUUAUUAUUUCUAUUUUGCAUUCGAAAACGCUAUUAGUCAGGAUUAUGUAACGGAGAAAAUCUUGUACGCUUUAAAUUCUAACACCGUUCCAGUAGUUUAUGGCGGUGCAAAUUACUCAAGAUUCAUGCCAGAAGGAAGUUAUUUAAAUGCUCGAGAAAUGACACCGCUAAUAUUAGCCAGGAAAAUGUUUGCAAUUUCACGAAAUAUUGAGAUGUAUUAUAUGUAUUUUAGAUGGAAAAAGUAUUAUUCAUAUCAUUUUAGGCAUGAAACUCCCGAUACAGACGAUUACUGCAAUUUCUGUGCAAUGAUUAAUAACGAAUAUCUAAUGAAAACUACAACAAUUUACGAACAUUUUAAUAAAUGGUGGACAGCUAAUGACUCUUGGUGA
Messenger RNA from Galleria mellonella (greater wax moth), 1212 nucleotides. RefSeq names its product alpha-(1,3)-fucosyltransferase C-like. The record is from RefSeq and is a predicted model, not a curated record. The transcript is spliced from 3 exons. Gene Ontology annotation, cellular component: membrane. Gene Ontology annotation, molecular function: alpha-(1->3)-fucosyltransferase activity. The coding region runs from base 175 to 1212 and encodes 345 amino acids. Lineage: Eukaryota; Metazoa; Arthropoda; Insecta; Lepidoptera; Pyralidae.